AUGUGUGUGUCACAGCGUCGGUGGACGGGCUGUAGGGGGCCGUGCUCCCCCGCCCUCCCCCUGGUCCUCCUCCUCCUCCUCCCUCUAUCCUUCCUCUCCUCCACACCUCCGCUCGCUCAGGGAGCCAUCCAGAUCCCCGAAGGCUGUGAGUAAACACCUCUCACUCUUUCACUCCGUCAUACCUGUGUCUCACCUUUCAGUCUCAAAACACUCCUGGUUAUCGUCCAUAAACACACACACACACACACACACACACACACACAAGAGUGAUACUGGGACUUUCAAACAGACACUAAAGGGUUCCUCGAAAACUCGGGGGUGUCUAGAAACAUUCUCCAGGACGGCUCAAGAAAGACGCCAAAAAGUACCUUAAAUAAGUCGUUAAAGGCUCCUGACAGAGUCGAUAAAUUAGCCUUAAAAGAGACACCAAAGGGUUCCUUAAAACAGGAACCAUGAACCUGAAAACACACGACGAGGGUAGAUUACAGACAAAACCUCAUCUCAAAACGUAGGAGAAUACGACCUAAAAAUGCACUUAAGAGGUCAGCGAAAUACGCUUAAAGUAUACCUGAAAACAGACACUAAACCUGAAAACAAGGAAACCUUAAAAAGACACCAGAGGAGGCGAAAAACAGACAAUUUAUAGUUCCUACAGUAAAAUAAAAGCCAACUUAAGAAAGACACUUAAGAGUGAGUUUAAACAGACUCUGAAUGGGACCUUAUACAGAUGCCACUUAUUAGAGUAAAUAUAUGCUUAAGUUUACCAUAAAACAGACACUCAAUAGUUCCCUGAAAUAGACUCUAAUGGGACCUAAAGACAGACACUAAAUGAUAACUAAGAGAAACCUCAAAACUGACACUUCAGGCCACCUUAAACUAACGCUUAAGUCUACCUUAAAAGACAUUUAAAGUAUCUUUAAUCAGAGAAUUAAGUUAACUCUUACAAAGACACUUAAGUUUACCUGACAACAAAAACUUCAUGGACCUUAAAAACGCACCUGUAAACAAACACAAAGCUGUCCUUCAACACGAUGAUGACUGAACUCUUUUUCAUUUUAAACAGACUCUUAAAAUCAGACACUUAAGUGAAUCAUGAAAUAAAAGCCAAACAUUUAAAUGAAGAGGUUCACACUGACACACCGAACAUGUUUUUAAAAGGUUUCAGUGGAAAAAGAACUCUUUUAAAGUGUUUUAGUUGAUUUUCAUGAAGAUUUUGAUAAUAACUGCAGUUGUCGCUGGUUUUGCUGAGUCAUGUUUUCCUUUAAUUGCAGGAUCAUGUUAUUAAAAAUGAAAACUCAUAGAUAACUAACUAACAGCUAACGUCACAUGAUCACGGAGGAUCGUUUUAAAAAAUGGUUCCUGAUUAAAGUUCAUCGAUCGGUGGUUAUCGUUCUUCAAACUCAUCUUCACUAAGAGAAAUUUCACUUUUAAAAGGAUCCACUUAAGCGCUAAAGCAAAUAUCCUGAUCCUCACAAUGAGGUUUACAAUGACCUCUGACCCUGGAGGUGAAGUUCAAAGGUCAGAAAUCUGAGGCCCUGAUGGUCCCAGAGGACAGGGAGGGGGGGUAAGAGGAGGAGUCAGGUCCAGCUCGACCUUGAGGCAAAGACUCUCUACUCUGGGUGUGGCUGAGAGAGAGAGAGGAAGAAACCAGAGACUGAGGGUGAUGAAGAGGAGGAGGAAGAUGAAGGUGAAGACGUGAGGAAAGAGAGGAAAGAGAGGGAGGGAAGGGUGGAGACGGAGACGCAGAGGGGGAAAGAUGUAAAUUGAUCCGGGACGCCGCCAUCGUGUCUGAGUCAGAAAAGCGAGAGGAAGACGGAUCCUGUAGUCUGACCACUUUAACGUUUAUUUAUAACCAAAAUAAAAACACAGAAAAGCCUCUUCAUCAGAGUUCACAUCCUCCUACAGCUUCCUCUGUCUUCACCCUCUAACCUGCUGUCUUUGUCUGAGUGUUUUUUUCUGCUCUCCUCCCCUCGCUCUCGCUCUCCCGUGGACAAACAGAUAAAGUCUCCAACAGUAAGUCUCUCUCUCUCUGUGUGAUGACACUGUGUUCCCCUCACCUCCAUGAUAGAGGACGUCAGUCUGAUCGGUCUUAUUAUUCGUGCUGCUGUGUUGUGUGUUUGUCCUCCAUCAUCUCUCUCUGCACGUCUGUCUCCUCACUGAGCACCCACUCGGAUGGUUUUAGGUGUGGGAGUCCCUACAGAGCCGAGAGUCUGCAGAUUUAGACAUUUAACAAAAGUCAAACAAGCCGGAAAGAGUCGCUUUCGUUUGUUCCUUUUGCAUUUUUUAAAUCUUUUCCAUUAAAAUUCGGACGAGAGUUUCUGCUGUCGUGUUUUACCCAACACUGUGCAUGUCUUUGUCUAAAGACGGGAAUAAAUAAUGAAAACUAAAGGAAUAGUUUGACUUUUUUUUGCAGAGAACAAUGUGGUAUCAGUAAGAAAAAGAAGAACACCUUAAACCUGCAAUCUUUUAACUGCCAGUAGGGGGCGACUUCAUUUAUUACCCCCAAUUGGGUCCCAAGUAAGUCCAACUGUCCUUUGAAUGAAGAACUGGAAGUCAUAGAUGCUGCAUCCUCAGUUUCAGACAAUAUCUCCAGGUUUAGGUGAAACAUCUGAAUCCACCUUUAAGUAGCUGUUCUGGAUGAAGGUGGAAGAUGAGGGUCACAAACAUUUUUUAACUCUUCCUGCGUACAGAGAGGACAGGAAACGAAUUUUGUUGAUUCGUAUGAAAAGUUUGUCCAACACAGUCAAACUAUUCCUUUAACGGGAUCUGUCCAUAAAUCUGCAGACCGCCGCUCGCUCGCUCCCUCCCUCGCUCCCUCUCUGUGAAGUUUUGAGUUUUUGCUGCUUUAAAAGCUUUCUCCAUGUUUGAGUCGCUCAGUCAGCCACUUAGAGCAGGAUGUGGUCCCGGUCCAUUACAUGCUUUUAUUUCUGUUCAGUUUUGACUGUUAUCAUUCGAUGUGAUUCAGAAAUGAUCGAUAUUUGAUAUGAAUUAUUGAACUGCUCUAAUAACAUCAUCAGAAGUUUUAAAAGCCAGAGAAAAGUAGAAGAGACCACAAAUUAGACGAUUUUAGAGGAGAAAAUUGUACGUUAUUGUGUGUAACUGUGUGUGUGUGUGUGUGUGUGUGUGUAACUGUGUGUGUGUGUGUGUGUGUGUGUGUGUGUGUUCAGUGUCUAAACCUCCAGUGUUGAUGGAGACGCCAACGUCGUACACCGCCUUUUAUACAGACGACAUCUAUCUGCCCUGUGAGGCCACCGGUAACCCAACGCCCACGUACGUACAACAGCCAGUGUGUGUGUGUGUGUGGAUAAUUGACAAACCAGACGUGUGCAUGUGUCUGGUUUGUCCACUUCCUCCCUCCAGCUUCGUGGUUGGCAUGGCGAUAGAUGUCCUUCUAAUGAAAUCACUACAGUAACAGCAUCAUCGCUCUGUUCUUCCCUUCCUCUUUGUCUCCUCCUCCCUUCCUCCUCCCUUCCUCAUCUCCUCUCCUCUCUGACCUUAAGCCUUAUGUCUUCAUUUUUGUCUCGCUGUUUCCCGUCCACAUCAAGAAAUUCAAGAAAAAGUUACAGUUCAACAUAGGGCUGGGCAAAAAAACGAUAACAGUACAUAUCAAAAAUUAAUUUCCCUUGAUAUUGAUGUAAAACAUGAUCAAUAUCCUUUUCAAUACUCGGCAUUCUGACAUGUUUUGGUCGACUAUACGAACAGCCAAUGAAAAGGGGAGUUUCUCCGGGUCUGAACCAAUCAUGAGCUGAAUUGUAUCAACCAACUGCGUCGUAGCAGACAGCAGCUCCACCCAACCAUAGCACUUUAGUCGUCGGUGGUGUGGAGGUAUUUUGGUUUUUGGAGGUCGGACAUGAAGCAGAGUAAUGUGGACUGUAAAUUAUGUCGAGUACAUGUUCUCACAAAGUCGGGGAAUACCUCACCAUUCAGUCCGUUUUCUCUAGAACAACGCCUUACAACAAAACGUCGACACAAAGACCUCACAGAUUCAGUAGAUUAUUGUAUAAAAAAAGACAUGCGACCGAUAAACACUGUUACAUUUAUUAUUUUAUAUCCUGAUAUUUAUCGAUAUCAGCUGAUACGAAGAAAAAUAUAUGGUGAUAAACUUUCUCCCGUAUCGCCCAGCCCUACGUCAACAAGAGUCAAAGUCGAAUAUUUUGAUGUGAUCAGAUUACGUUUAGAUCUUGUUUCCUCUCUGCAUGUUUUUGAUUUCCAGUCAGCGCAGUGACUUCAUGAUGAACAUCUGUCUCCUCUUGUCUUUAGUUUCCGCUGGGUCAAAGACGGACAGACGUUCGGACUGCAGCUUUCGGGGUCCGGGACUCUGAAAGCCAACGAGAAGGAUCCUCUCGAUAGGUUCAACGGCAGCUACCGCUGCUACGCCUCCAACGAGCUGGGGACCGCCAUGACACAAACCGUCCAGGUCAUCGUAGAGAGUGAGUUUGACAUGUGUCCUCAAACGUCCACGCUGACACAAACGCCAUGUUUCCUCACAAACGCUGACUCAGAUCAUGGCGUGAAUGAAGCGUUAUGAAGGAUGUACAGUGGAACAGGAAAUAUCCUCACCCCUCACCCUGUUUCUGCCUCCUCCCACACAAACACAAACACACACAAACACACACACGCAUCAGUGACUCAGCAAGGUUGACCGGGGCCACCUGUUCCACUCUCUCAUCUCUUGUUACCCCGGCAACCAUUUCCUGGAGACAGAGCCGUGACGUCGCUCUGCCAGGAGGGUUGAUGAGGGGAUGCUGGGAAGUUUCAACUGACUGAGAGGAGACAUGGUUUUUACCGGCAGCAGUUUUUACAAGUUUGACCUUUGAACCUCUAAAACACUCCUCUUUAAAGACGUGUUUAUUCUCUCACUACGAUGUGCAAACCUGCGCAGAUAAACGCAGCUACUGCCCCCUAAUCCAGACCCUGAAACUACAUCUACUUCAUCACAUUAUCUGCCUUCGUUGUAGUAGAAACUUUGCAGAGUACACAGUCUGGUCUUUGUUUUCAACGUGAAGUAGAAGCUUAAAGAGAAAAACCUCAGCUGGAGAAAAAAAAACUCACUGAAGCAGAAAAAGGAGCACUGACUCACCGCAGACUCACUGCAGCAGCUCUGCAUCAUUUACUGAACACAAACACAACCGUCAGAGCUGACUUCACACACUUUAGAGGGAAACAGACAAAUUCAUACAAACUUCACCUCGAGUCUCAAGUUUCUUUUUACCCAAAUAUUUACGACCCUUAAAGGUGUUGUAGUCAGGAUCUGAGGGAGAAAUCUUGAAUGUAAACUCUACUCCUCCCAACCAGUUUUCCCCUCAGCUCCUCCCCUCAAGCCCCGCCCACAAACAGACGCUCCUGCUCGUUCGUAUCGUUCCAGUUAAAUUCAGAUAUAAUGCAGAUAAAUACUUCAGAUCAUUACAAAUGGGGCCCAGUCAAGGUGAAAGUCAAAAGCAUUGGUGCUACUGUAGAUGCCAACAGACUACCAGCAAACACAAUGUUUGCAGGACUUCUACAACGAGGAUAAAGUGACAUAGUCCAGGACCCGAGGGAGGACAGUUUAGCGAUGGCGCUACAACACGCUACAGCAGGUCCGUUUGACAAGAAACACUUCUGUUACAGACGUCUCUUAAGAAGAGACGAUCUCAUAAAGUCUGUUUAUUUCUGGAUAAUUGAAGAAAUAGGGCAGCCUCCAUCUUUGAGUUUGAUUCCAGGUUCCUCAGCUCCACACUGCCCCCGGUGGCUAUAAGGGUGAGGUGUGCAUUAGAGGUUUAUCUCCUCUAAUCGGUUUUUAAAGGCAGCAGGUGAUCCGGUUUAAAGUGACGCCCCUGAUGUUCUGCUGAAGUUCUGAUCUAAUCCUCUGGGUCUCUGUGUUCCAGCUCAGCCCAUCCUCCUGAAACAACAUAAAGUUCGUGUGAAAUCUUACGAAGGCGACAGCAUCGUCCUGUCCUGCAGCCCUCCAGACAGCACCGACCCCCCUCACAUCCACUGGAUGGACAAGAGUGAGUCUGUUUCUCAUCCUGGCUCUGUGUUUUCUGUCCCGUUUAUUAGCUUUCAUUCAGGGUGACACACAGACGGACACUUUGUCCCCCAUUAGUCCUCCAGUCUGCCUGUGUCUCUGCUUCUCUGUCUCAUAUCUGAGCCGCUCUGUGGGAUUUCUUCUGCAUCCUUCAGUCCACCUGACGGCCCCGUUGGAGGGAUUUGCAUCAGCGCUCUGCAUUGCAGACUCUUUCCACUCAGACUAAUGAAUGCAGCACUCUCUCUUUUGGCUCUUUUUUAUUUAUAUAUUUUUCACUUUCUUGUCCUUCCUCCUCUCUCUCCUUCUCUGUCACUCGCCUGUUAGAUAAAGUCGAACCUUUUAAGUCGUCAGUUUAGUUUCACUCACUCAGGAAAGUCGAUACUGUAGUGAAUUAGAAAGACUUCUUACUUUGCCUCCCUGGUGCACGUUUAGGAAGAUAAGCAUGCUUGAAGCUCUCUCUAAAAACUACCUGAAGAAUAAAUACGACAUCUGCUCAGUCCGCCUCCUGUCGUCUUUGUCUGGUUCGUUUCAGGAAUGGUGCACAUAAAGCAGAGCGACAGGGUGACCGAAGGCCGGGAUGGAAACUUGUACUUCUCUAAUGUCUUGAGGACUGACAGCAGAGACGACUACAUCUGCAACGCCCAGUACCCUACAGCCAGGACCAUCCUCCCUGUAGCCGCCGUCUCCCUCACUGUCCAGCGCAGUAAGUUCACACACAAUCAAGACCAACAAAAACCUGGUCCUGAGUCUGAAGUCUGACGUGGUGCAUGAGUGCAUCAGGGUGGAGCCUCUCAUCCAAACUCUGUUUGUUUUUUGGUCUGUAUUUCUGCACAUCGUCUGCAAACCUGCAGAUAUACCAAAUGUUGCAAUACCAUCAGAGACCAGAGGGGGCAGGAGAGCCAAAAGUUCAAACUUUAGACUGUUGAAAAACAUGAAAUAUGAUACUAGACUUGGAAGAACUGAAUCCAGAUCUCUGAGUUGUGUUUCAGAGAUUAUCAGCUGCAAAUGCUGUCUCUGCGUCUGUUUUCUCCACCGCUCCAACGAUGACCCGAUGUUUAUUCACCUUAGAUUCCUCGCUUGGUCACAUGUCCUCUUUGACUCCACCCUUUCUUCUGUCGGCUUGCGUUUUUUUUUUAGCGUCCUUCUCCAUCGCAGCUCCUGUAGCUAAGCUGCUACGCUACUUUUAGCCGCUCAGAGCUCCGAGGAGGGCCGGGUGAGUGGGAGGGGACAAGUCGGAACUACAGGAGAGGGGUGUGUCCAAUACAGCGAGGUGAUUGGAUGGAGAGGCCAAGCAGGAGAUUGACCAAUAGGAGCUGUCCGGGACAGAUGGCUCCCAUUGGUCAAUGUUUUUGCAGCCCUGUAGCUGAUAGGGUGAACAGAUUUUUCCCCAUUCGUUUUUCACUUCCCUUUGUGGAGAUCGCACUUUAUGACCAUGAUCGCCAUAGAAACGAGGUUUAUAAUAAAACCAAUCUCUCCAAUCAUCGACCAUGACUCUAAUUGAAGCAGAAUUCAACCUCCUCCAUCGUCACCAUGUUUGAUGUCGAAGGAAAUAUUCAAGUCCAGGUGGAUAAUGUCCUGUCAGAUGUGCAGCACCUGUGCAGCACCUGUGGCGGCGCUAUUUUCAAACGUCAGGGGAACGUAAACGAGUCAUCAGAGGGAAACAGAGGACAUAAGACGAACAUCCACGUUUAUGUUCUGCUUUGUCUGCAGGUAACGACGUGGUUCACGAAAGGAGACCUCACUUCUUCGUUCCUGAGGGACCCCACUCCUCGGUGCUGGCUGUCAGAGAGCAGACCGUGGUCCUCGAGUGUAUCCCCAAAGGCCUGUGAGUCCGUCUGUGUACCAAAUCUAAUCACAGCAGUAACAUGUGACCCGUUCAUGUCAAGAUGGUGGAAAUAUAAACUUUUUUUAAACUUCAUUUGUCUUCAUGUUUUCCUCCCUUAAUCGACCACCUCUCUGUUCCUGCUCCUCCAGACCGACUCCGAAGGUGGAGUGGAAAAAGAAAGACGGGAACCUAGAAGACACGAGCGCUCAGCUGGAGAAACACAACCGCUGGCUGCGCUUCGAGAGCAUCACCCAGGAGGACGACGGCGAGUACGAGUGCAAAGCCGUGAACAGCCACGGCUCAGUCGCGCACUCCUUCACCGUCACUGUGGAAGGUACAGCGGGUUUCUGCUCUGACCGUGAACGUGGGUUAAAGUCAGCUCUCCAAACUAAGGUGGAGGUGUUUGUGUUUUGUUCUGCAGCUGCUCCGUACUGGGUGAAGGAGCCUCUGAACCAGCUGUACUCUCCUGGAGAAACUGUGCGUCUGGACUGUCACGCCGAAGGGAUCCCGACUCCCACCAUCACCUGGGGGAUAAACGGGCAGCCAAUCACAGGUGGGCUUGAUUUAACUCUUGUUUUAUUUUCUGGAGAAAGGUUAGAGCAGCUGCAGAAGGAUGGAGUUCAGCUGUUUCAGAGUGAAACUUCUCUGUCAGAGCUUCUUCCCCCUCAGACUUUGGUGCAGAAUGAAGUCAAUGUUAGCUGCCCUCAAAGUGCAACAACAAGCAGUUUCUACAGCGAAGAGUCAGAACACCACAGGGGUUUACUGCAUUCAGGAGGAUGAAGAGAUUUAAGAUCAAACAAAGAGAAAGAGAGAGAGAGAGAGAGAGGACAGAGAGGUAAAAGGAGAGAAUCUGGACCAUAAAGUAACAACAGAAGAAGAAAUAAAGGAGCGCUCCGUAAAAUGAAAACGACAGCAGAAAGUGAGAGAGGUGAUGAAUAAUAGUGCGUUAGCAGUUGCUGCUCGAUCCUCCAUAUUUAAGUGUCUCUUUGGCGUUUUGUCGUAAGGCGUUGCUCUAGAGAAAGCCGACUGAAUGGUCGUCUGUUUCGGCUCCUCGCUCCUCUCGGAGUUUGUAACCUUUUGCGUUGCGCGUGCUCUGCGGCGUGGCGCUGCUUCAGGUGGUGAAAAAGAUUUGAGGUAUUCCCCGACUUUGUGAGAACAUGUACUCGACAUAAUUUACAGUCCACAUUACUCUGCUUCAUGUCCGACCUCCAAAAACCAAAAUACCUCCACACCACCGACGUUUUCCUAACGCCAGUGUUGUGGUUGACAUUGAUGUGGUCAUCUGUUGAGCCUUCAUGGUCAUUUCUGUCGGGGGUAGCACUCAUUUUCUUUGUUUCUCACCAACAGUGCUGUCGGCUUCACCUGUUAAAGUGCUAUGGUUGGGUGGAGCUGCUGUCUGCUACGACGCUGCAGUUGGUUGAUACUUGGUUCUAAUUCAGAACAUGAUUGGUUCAGACCCGGAGACACUCCCCUUUUCAUUGGCUGUUCAUAUAGUCGACCAAAACAUCAAAACUAUCAAAAAGGAUAUUGACUAUAUUUUACAUUGAUAUUGAGGGAAGUUAAUUUUCCAUAUAUAUCGUUAUGGUUUUAUCGCCCAGCCCUAACUGAGAGUCAGUAAAGAUAAGUCAUAUAACAGUAAUUGUCCAAAAUAAAGCGCUGUAUCACCACAGAUACUAAACCCAUUAAAACAGGUUCAGCUCCGAACUCAAAGUAUAAGAAAAAACCCACAGGUAGAUAAACAGCAGACAGUAAAACUCGCCAAAAUUAUGGUCGCAUAAUCACACAAAACCGAGUUACAAAAUCCCAAGACGUAAACAAACAUCUUAUUACACAAAUCAUUUUAGUCGAGUAACUGAACUAACAAACUAACGAAUAACUGAAAACACGGCGUCCGGUAAAGGACAAAUGGCGACGCAUAAACAAUGUACCAGCGCCGUCUGCUGACUUAUGUAGGUAACUGCCUUACACAAAGUUCAAUGUUUGUUUGUUUCAGCCGCCGUGUGCACACUUACUUUAAUUUAGAAGGACAUCUGUAUGUUGGUAUCGCUGCACAUACCUGUUUCCCACAUUAUUAACGGCCAGGCUCCCGGUCCUCACCGGCAUCUCUCCUCCGGGUCCAGCCGUAUCCUUCGAACCGCACCUCCUCAAACCUCCUCCUCCUCCGCCAUGACUCCCCUCCUCGUCUCCACAAACUCCGGCAGCAGUAGUAGAGCUCCCGAACAAACGUGUUUAUUUUACUUCUUUAACCGACAAAAACGGAAUAAAACCCGACAAAUACAUUUAUAUUUAUAUAUAUAUAUGUAAUCCACACACAUUCCCUGCGGCAACAUUUGCGCGGUCAAAAAACUGUUUCCACUUCCGGGCGGAGCACCUGCCCAGAUUAUAAGGUUCCUACCUGAGUGAGAAAAACUCCACAUCCCCAUGUAAACAGUGAUAACACAGUUUUAUUUCAUAAUAUCUGCGACUACAAAUGGGAUCCAAGUAAAAGAGAGAUAAAGAGGGAGAAGGAGGGAUAGAAGGAAGCGAGGAAAGGACGAAGGAUUCAAAGAUUUAGGUUUCAAAGGAGGGAUAAAAGGAAGCGAGGGAAGGAUGAAGGAUUCAAAGAUUUAGGAUUCAAAGAGGAGUGUGUGGGGGGGGGGUUACAAAAACAAAUGAACAAUAAAAGGAUAAUUAAAGAAGUGAGAAAGAAGGAAAAAGGAAGGGUGGAGGAUAGAGGAGAUAAGGAAACAAAGGAAAGGAAGGAAAGAAAAAAGUCAACCCUGACCCAGAGAGAAGGAUGAAGUGAAAAGAGAGAAAGAGAAAGUAAAAGGCAUUUAAAGGAAGAUUAAAAAGAGAGAGAGAGAGGGGGGGGAAAAGUAAGGAAAUAAAAAAGAGGAAAAACAAACAAACAAUGAAAGGAUAAUAGAGAAAAAAGAGGAAAAGGAAAAAUAAGAAAGAAUAAAAAAUAAAUCUACCAAAAACAGCAACAAAGAAAAAAAGAUGAAAGAAGAAAAAGAAAGGGUGAAGGAUGGAGGAGAUAAGCAAACAAAGGAAAGGAGGGAAAGAAAAAAGUCAAGAAAUAAAGGAAUGUAGAAAGAAAGAAAGAAAAAGAAAGAAGUGGAGGAGGGUUAAAGAGAAGAAAAGAGAGGAGCAGCAAAGAGAGAGAAAGAGAGAGAGAGAGAGAGAGAGGGCGGACGUGGAGUCUGUGGAGUUUGUAGCAGCUGCAGCUUCUUCUGCUGGUCGACGUUUUUCUUAUUUAAACAUUUCUUUGUGUUCCUGAAAGUUUCUCUUUGACAAACUCUUUUUCACCUCCUCCUCCUCCUCCACCUCCUCCUCUAUAGAAGUGGACGAAGAAUCUCGCCGCAGCGUGUCUGGCGGCGUGUUGAUCCUGAGGGACGUUGUGUUUGCAGACACCGCCGUGUAUCAGUGCGAGGCCACCAACACACACGGCUCCAUCCUCCUCAACACUUACAUCUACGUCGUCGGUACGGACCCUCUGCUGUAUCAGACCCUUUAUACUCAUGACCCCUGACCUAUGACUGACCCUGAGAGUGUGUGUGUGUGUGUGUGUGUCAGAGCUGCCUCCUCAGAUCCUGUCCUCUGAUGGAGUCGUGUACAGAGUCACUGAGGGUGGAGACGUCAUGCUGCACUGUGAAUCCUUCGGCUCCCCUCGACCACAUCUGACCUGGUGAGAAACACAAACACAGAGUAAAGGAGGGCGUGUCCGACCAGCUCAGCUCUCAUGUUUUUAUACAUCAAAUACAGCUGCAGAAAAAUGACUGUUUUAAAUCUUGGUGUAAAAGUUGACGAUGAUUUUAAAGAGUCUUUACCUGAACUCUGCUCACUGAUUUACAUGCAGACGGUGUUACUAUUUCUGAUAGUGUAAAUACUUGUAUACUAUGUUUUAUAUAUUGUGUUUGUUCUUUUUUGGUAAACCUGAAUGUUUUUUCAAAUGUGUUUUCUAAAUAAAGUGGAUUGGUUUGUUUGUGAACAUGAGAGCAGAAGUAGAGACGCUUUAAAGUUUUGUCUUCAGGGUUUAAUGACAGUAAAGAAACCUGAGAAAUACAGCUGUGCCGCUCUGAAAGAUUAAAACAUCUUAAACUCGGUCAAAAGUCAUUCAGACAUUUUUAAGAAAGAGUUUAUUCCAAAAUCAGCUCUUGGUUUUUACUUUUGAGGGAGCAGCGCCCUCUGGUGGUUAUCAGUUCAUGUUGUAGUUUAAUAAUUAUAGAUUUUAUAUUUUAUAUUUUAUAAAAAGCUUUUCCAGGCUGAUUUUAUUGUCUGACUGUUUUUCAGUUUAUUUGUGCACUUUGAGAUCUGUUUUGGCAGAGUUAAAGUUUAAUAUAAAUAAAAUGUAUUGUUAUUAUUAUUAUUAUUAUUAUUAUUAAUAAAUAAAGUCCCUCACAGACUCUCCAGACUGGAUCUUUACCUCACAGUUAGUCAGUUUUACAGCUGACAGCUUCAGUCCCGUCUCUCCCUCCUCUCUGACACAAAAAUCCGAGCAGAUCGGAGUUUUGCUGAGUGAUCUUGAACGUUGAUUGAUUUUGUUUCCCUCUCAUCAUUUAUUGAUCGCACUUUCUCUAUCAUGCCUCAGAGCGAGGAAACACUCUCCUGUGAUUAUCAUGAGCUCCAUUUCACUGAUGCUGCUAAUGUCCGCGUGUGAUGUUUAGAGCAAACCCGAAAAGACGUGUGUUUUAGCUCGAUUAAAGUGUGUGUUUGUGUGUGUUUGUGUGUCCUCCACAGGGUGGACGAGGACGGGCUUCCUCUGCUGUCACACCCUCGCGCCUCCCUGCUGACCAACGGGACGAUCAAGCUGUCCAAAGCCAGCCAUGAAGACAGCGGAGCGUACACCUGCUCCGUCAGACACACCAACACCUCCAUCACUGCUCACCUGGAGGUCUUCAGUGAGUCACACACUCUCCACAAACACACACCAGCGACCGACGGGACCUUUUCUCCUUCCACACGUUUAUUAGACACUUUCAGAAAAUGCAUCAAAUCCUAAAAGUUCAUUUUUUAGAAGGUUUCGGUGUCUGUGUUGAGAUCUAGAGCUGCAGACGUUAUUGACGUAUUGAAGGCGUCCCACAAGACUUAACCAUAAAUGACAGAAACUUCCUGAAAGUAUCGAACACGCCUGUGAAGACAGUCAUUAACGGUAAAUGGUUACAGAUUGAUCCGCUCAGAUAAUUGGCUUCAAAUCAUCCAAAUUGAUCCAGGAGACGGAAAGCCCGGCUUCCUAAUGAGACCGGGAGAUGAUUCAUAAUUUGUAAAAUGGAUCAAAUUGAUUGAGAAGUUGUUGGACAGAGAGGAAAACUCUGAUAAUGUGAUAGACUGCAGAGUGAAGGAGGUGGUGUGUCUUAUUAGGUUUAGCAGAUAUAAACUCAGCAUGAAUAAAAAAACACUGAGUCGUAUUUUUCUGCUCCUGUCAGAUCAAACGAUCAUCCUGACGAGCCCGGGGGACGUCCGUGUGCUCCGAGGAACCACCGCUCUGCUGGACUGUGAGUUCUACAAAGACCCUCUGCUGCUCGGAUACAAGGUCGCGUGGAGGAAAAACGGACACGAGCUGCUGGAGUCGUCCCCGGAUGACAAGUAAACAAACACACGAGCGAGGAUGUCUAUUUACAGUCACCAUGGCAGAAAUAUUUACAUCCUUUUUGGGCUUUUAAAGGUACAGUUCGUAAAAAUGGGAUAAAACCUCCUCGCUCACUCUUCUUCAUGGUUAGAGAAACAACGGUGGCCUUUGGAGACAAAAAUACAAACCCCAACCAAAACGCUCCUCUAUGGACGGUUUCUUGUGUACAAACAAUACGAGGUGUGCGCGCAACCAUGAGGCAAAGGCCUGCUUCAGAGUGAACUGAUAUUAAUGAAGAUUGAACACUUGCUCAGUUUACCAGGUUGUGACGUUGUUUUAGGUGUUUUCUAAUAUCAGGAGCAGGGUCGUAAUGUUUGCCGAUUGUUUGUUUUGCCGAUUCGUUAAGUUUACAGCAUGAAUCGGCAAUUACAGAGACCUCAGGCCAGUCCAUUACGGACUACAGCGGGGUGCCGCAGCUCAAGGAGGAACAUUUAUGAUCAUUUCUUUAUCAUUUCCUUGAAGUAAUAAUCACCAUAUCAAUCAUUUUUCACCAUAUUAAUCAGAGGUUGUUUGUGUUGUUGCAGGUACACCAUCUUUGACAACGGCACCUUAAAAGUGACAAACGUCCAAUCAGGCGACAGCGCAAAGUACACGUGUGAGGUCAGCACAGACCUGGACAACGCCAAGGCCAGUGGCUCCAUCACUGUCGUAGGUACGAGACAAAGAUAUGAUCCAUUCAGACCCGAACCUGGUUCUGGUUCUGAGCGGGUUUAGUGCUGCUGUUGAAGUCCAGAGUUUGUCGUUUGUUGAACACUCACAGUUUUGUGUUUCCACCUUCAGCACGUCCAGAUCCUCCCAAAGAUCUGACUCUGUCUGACGUAGAGGACCACAGUCUCACCCUCAGCUGGAUCCCGGGGAGCGCCCACAACAGUCCCAUCCUUGGUACUGAACACACACACACACACACACACACACACACACACACACACACACACACACACGCACACACGUCAGGUUCACUGCAUUGUUCUGUUGUAAAAUAAUCCAAACUUUCGUGAAAAAAAGCAGAAUUUUAAUCAUAAUUCAUGAGUUACAGAUAUAAUGAAGCUCAGUAUAAAAAGCUUAAAUGAGAUAUUUUUAAAAAGCUCUGAUCAAAAUUAGAAAAGACUUCAAGAAACCUCCGUUAUGAGUGUUAGUCCGUCCCAGUCUGUGCAAAAUGAAGUUUUUGUUGUUGUUGAAAUUCUUUAAUUCCUCGUUUUGUUGUAAAAUAUUAUUUUAGUAUCGCUAUGACAAACAAUCCUUCAAAUACUGAUCGAUGGAGAUGAUGAUAUUUUGGAAUCAGUCGAGCGUUCAUUCGUUCUCUGAUUUGAUCUCCAGUGUAUAAAUACUGAGUCCAUCUCCUCAGAGUUGUUUGACGUUGUGGCGUGUUUCUCCGUCAGAGUUCAUCGUGGAGGCGCAGGAGGAGCAGCACACAGAACCAGGGAGGUGGAAGUGGGAGACGUUAGAGACCGUUCCUGGAAACUUCAACCACCGUCAGCUGAAGCUUCACCCGUUCUGCACCUACCGCUUCAGGGUCACCGCCGUCAACGAGCUGGGCCACAGCGACCCCAGUCUGCCCUCGGAGCACCGCAGCACGCCGCCGGCAGGUAAGUGAUGUUGGUUCUGUUGGUUCUGCCGGGCCUGGAUCUGUCUUCAGGAGUUGAUGUUUCCUCCCCGUCUUUGUUCUUCCUCCAGCUCCCAGUAAAAACCCCGAUAACGUGCGCAGUGACUCCUCAGACCCGAAGGCUCUGACCAUAACUUGGGAUGUAAGUACUUCAGUCUGCACCCCUCUGAAUUCUCACACACCGCCGUGAGCGUGUUCAUAAGCCCCGCCCCACUCACCGCCGUGUGUCUCUGCAGGAGAUGGAGAAGCCUCUGCACAGCGGUCAGGGUUUCCAGUACAAGGUGUCAUGGCGGAAGUCUGAUGGGAGUCCUCGCUGGGAGGAAGCCUACGUUCUCGGGCCGCCGUUCCACGUGAACGACACGGGAACCUACACGCCGUUUGAGAUCAAAGUUCAGGCCGUGAACUCACUCGGAUCUGCACCGGAACCGGAGUCAGAACUCGGAUACUCAGGAGAGGACAGUAGGUUGAACAUCUGAAGACCAGACAAACUCAGACCUUCAGUUCAAAGGUCACAUGACUUUUCUUUAGGUUCUGAUUGGACGUACGUAAAUUGAUUAAAUCCUGACAUGAAUCUUGUUUUUAGCGAGUGGAGAAGGCGAACCGUUUUCUGUCUUAAUUCUGAGAAACAACGUUUGCGUGUAAGAAGCAGAUUUUUCCAAUAAAACCCAAAGUACCAGAGUCGAACAGUGAAAUACCCAGAAUUCCUCCUUGAUGGAGAGAGUAAAGACUCGUCUCUCAGACUCACACUGAGUCUCUUUCUGUCAAAUGUCAGAUCUAAUGUCUCUCUUUCUUUAAACGAAGACGCUAAAGUCUCCCUACAAGAACGCUCUGUUUGUGCUCGCCGUCUCGUGCGUUUGACACUUCUGGGGUUUUAAUGGACGGAAAUGUCUUCAGGUCAAGAGUCCCUCGCUCUGACACAGACGGACAGUCAGACAGCUGUGAUAUUUUACCGCAUUUUUACCCUCAUGUCAGAAAAAAACUGUGUUGGUCUUGACGGUUCGUGUUGAAGAGACUUUUCUGGAACUUCUUAUAAAAUCUUCAAGACGGUGAUAAAUCAUAACCUCUUGGUCCACAUUUCUAAGCGCAGACAGGACGCUUAGGGGGUCUGGUCUGGUGGUCUCAGGAUUGGCUUUUUGUAGAUGACAUGGUCCUGUUGGCUUCAUCGAACCGUGACCUUCAGACCUCACUGGACUGGUUUGUAACCGAGUGUAGAGCAUGUGCGGUGAGAAUCAGCAUCCUGAUGAGACUCAUUAGUGAGACGUUCAGGACAAGUCCAACCUGUGGGAGACAUCCUGAGCAUCCCCAAGGAGGAGCUGGAUGAAGUGGCCAGGGUGAGGGAAGUCUGGGCUUUCCUGCUGACCCCCGACCUCCACCUUCAUCCUGAUCGUCUCCUAAAAGGUCGUAUCCUCCGAUCGUAGCUGAUCGUAACCAUUCAAGUUAACGUGUCAAUUUACACCGACUUCUUUCCGUUCCUCUGCGGAUCGCCGGACUCCUCAGCUGAUCACAAGAGUUCUAUUUUUUCUGGACGCCGGAGCAUGGCGGAUAAAUUCAGCACAGAUUAACCCGUGCUGGAAAGGAAGUCGGGCACAGACACAAUUAUAUUUCAUGAGUCUAGAAGUAGAUUUCCUCCUCUGGAAGGACACAAUCUACUGCUUAUAUAUCUAUGUGUCUGUCUCUAUAGAGACAACUUGUUUUGCUCGACUGCACCUGAAUCUGUAGGUUUUUUUGUGAGUUCUCGCGAUUACCGCGGUCCGUAACCCACCACAAAAUUCGCCUCACAAACAGAUCUGGCGUACGGCCGCCGUUCCGGAUCGGAGCCAUCCCAGACGGGGUGGAAAUCCCCGGUCAGGCUGCUGCCCCCGUGACUUGACCCCAGAUGAGCAGCAGAAGAUGGAUGUUGUUUCCUCAGAUUAUUUCACUCAAUUCUUGAAAAUAAUCUCGUGUAAAAAGAGAGCGAACAUUUUCGCCUCAGUGUCAACAACACCGCUACUCCUCGAACUGAUCGGAUUUAAAGGGAUUUGGACCAAUCAGAAUCCAGUAUUUAACACCUCUGGGGAAUCGGGAUAUUUGAUGUAUCUUUGCUUUUUUCCGUCCUGCAGCGGACUCAGUCUCUCCUGUUCUCUCUCCUGUUCUCUCUCUCUCUCUCUCUCUCCCUCUCUCUCUCUCUCUCUCUCCUGUUCUCUCUCUCUCUCUCUCUCUCUCUCUCUCUCUCUCUCUCUCUCUCCCUCUCUUCCUCUCUCUCUCUCUCUUUCUCUCCUUUAGAGCCUGAAGGAGCUCCGAGCGGCAUCUCCACCAUCGUGACCAACAGCACGGUCAGGGUGAAGUGGAACGAAGCCCAAAAUGUCCGAGGACUGCUGAAGGGAUACAAGGUACCUGGUUCUUACUUUUGGACCACAAAGUAUUUCACGGUUUCUUCUCAGAUCAGAGCAGAUGGAGACUCUGGUCCUGAGAAAUGAAUCCGACACAGAGAAGUUUUAGGUUUUAAGUCGUUUGGAUGUUUCUGUCGUCUUCUGGACAGUCGUUCCUCUGAUGAGCAGAAAUCCAGAUUUCGUCUCAACUUUCUGGAUCUUCUUCUUGUCUUCAUGACGGUGAAAUUGUUCAUGAAUGAUGUUUCCUCAGAUCUACAUCAAGCGGCUGGGUCCUCAGGGGGAGCGCGUCAGGAGGUCUCUGGGUAAACCACACCACGAGGAGGAGGAGCGAUCGGAGCGAGCGAGGGAGAGACACCGAGACAGCAGGGAGGUGAUGGUGGACGGCACCAAGACGUCCGAGGAGGUGACGGGCCUGCAGCUGUUUUCACGCUACGAGCUCUCCAUGACCGCCAUGAACAGCAAAGGGGAGGGGCCUCACUCCACGCCGCACCGCUUUGUCACCCCAGAGGGAGGUCAGUCGACUGAGAUGUGGAGACGCAGAUUUAUUUACAGCAGAAACUGGAAGACUAACGUACGCAUGUGUCCCGUGUGUCUGUGCAGCGCCCGGUCCGCCUGCAUCCCUCAGGUUUGAGAGUCCGUCAGAGAAGUCCCUGACCCUCUACUGGACCCCUCCUCUGGAGACCAACGGCAUCCUGCUGGGAUACAUGGUUCAGUACCAACAGGGUGAGUCCAGCUCCUGGUUUUCUGUCGUAGUCUGUCGUGAGUGAUACCGACCUCACGGCGUGUUUCCUCUUCCUGUGGCGUGCAGAGGUGGAGAGCAGAGACAGCCUCGUCAAGUUCGAGAUGAUCAGCGACCCCAAAAAGACCUACAUUGACCUGGACUCUCUGGACCCCAGCAGCUAUUACAUCUUCAAAGUCAUCGCUCGCACCGCUGCGGGAGACGGGCCCCCCAUCACAUGGAGGGGCGCCACCCUGCUGGACGGAGGUGAAGUCACGAUGUGAACGACGGACGCGCGCUCAGUGUUUUCUUCUUCUGUUCGCUCACUCUGAUUCGUCUUCCUCCAUCAGUUCCUCCGUCAAACGUCACCGUCGUCGCAGACAACACGGCGCUCAACCUGAGCUGGGCACCCGGAGAGCGGGACAGGAACCACGGCUUCACCAUCCGCUACUGCAGGAAGUGCCGUAAGAGAGGGUGGAGGGGGAGGCGUCUAAAAUGAGAAGGUUUUAGUCGUGCAGAAAAUGACGGUCUUAUGUGUCAGCUGAUGUUGUUAACGCCCCCCUCUGCGUCUCUCUGUGUUUCUGUUCUUGUGUCUGUUUGCUGCAGCUGGAUGUGAGUGGGAGGAGUCAGAGGUGGUGAACUCCACGCAGGGUUUCUAUUCGCUGAAAGGCCUCAAACCAGGAUCCCAGUACAAACUGGAGAUCAAACAGGGCAACGAAACCCUGUGGAAGCAAGAGACCGAGACCAUCGGACCAGGUACCUUUGGGUCCAGUCUAACCGGAUCACACAAACACCGGCUGAGUUCAGGACCUGCUCCUUCUCAGCUCCUCUUAAAAUAGUUUAAUAUUAAAAACAUGCAAACAAACAGGUGAAAAUCUGAGACGUCUGUAUGCUGUCAAUCAAAGUGGAGGUUCAAGUUGAAGAAAAGAAUUUAAAAACUUACAGGAUUCACAAUAAAUGAGUUAAAUCAGAGUAACUGAUCUAAAAUCUGCUUAUAUGUCAAAAUAAAACUAAACAGUCACUUAAAUGAUCAAGCUCUGUUGAUUUAAACCGUUCUCUAAAACAUAAAUCACAGAUCAAUGAUGAUUAAAUCCACACUUUAGUUUAGUCAAUAAAAAUAAAUGCACAAAUUUACCCUGAAUAAGAACCACACAAACACACGUUAACUCGUCCAGAACGUCCAAUCAGAUCAAUCCGUUAAAAGAAAACAAGAGUGUGAGGGGUGUUUUCGUGAUCUCUCUCUCUCUCUCUCUCUCUCUCUCUCUCUCUCUCUCUCUCUCUCUCUCUCUCUCUCUCUCUCUCUCUCUCUUCAGUUCCCUCAGAGAUGCCCGGCGGGUUCGCCACUCAGGGCUGGUUGAUCGGACUCAUCAGCGCCAUCGUGCUGCUGGUGCUCAUACUGCUCAUCCUCUGCCUGAUCAAACGCAGGAAGGGCGGCAAAUACGCAGGUCAGACGAGAACACGCACACACAGACACGCACACACACACACACACACACACACACACAGACACGCACACACACACACACACACACACACACACACACAGACACGCACACACACACACACACACACACACACACACGCACACACACACUUGGUGAUACACAGCUGAGUUUGUUUUUUUCUGACAGUGAAAGACAAAGAAGACAAGGAAGUGGACUCUGAGGCUCGGCCAAUGAAAGAUGAGACCUUUGGAGAGUACAGGUGAGUCUUCAUCAGAACCAGACUCUGAAUUUAAAAACCAUCAAAUUUAACGCACGCAUUUUUAUUUCUUACACUUGAUUUUUUCUCAAUGAUGAAAAAAAUUCAGUGUAAAAAAAAAAAAUCAGUCUCUCAAAAUUUUCUUGAGGUAAAAAUUUGAAUUAAAAAAAACUGUAAAAAAAAAUUCAACACAAAAAAAAAAAAACUCCAGUGAAGUAUUGAGGAAUCGAUUUCUUUUCCCUGGUCACCCAGAUGUUGAUGUUUUUUUACAGUUUUUUAUAAAUCAAAUUUUUAUUACACAAAUAUAUUAAGAGGCUUAUUUUUUUUUUUUACACUGAAUUUAUUUCAUCAUUGUGAAAAAAUGCGUGUGUUAAAUUCGAUGGUUUUUAAAUUCAAUGUCUGAUUUUGAUGCAAAAACAUUCAGCUUUAGAAAUUCAAACUCAAAAUCAGAUGGCACAGAUUUACUUCCAUAGAAAACAGCUGCUCUAAUAUUCUAACUUCUGAAUCUGCUGAAAAUUCCCUGAAGAAGUAAAAAUAUAUAUUUUUUCCAGACACACGAAAUAACCCUCUGAAAUGUGAAGGAAACUAAAACUGUCCUUUUAGCUUCAGCUCUCCGUCAUAUUAUUGAUAUUUUCCAAACUCACAUGCUUGAUACUCUCUCUGUUUCCAGACUAACUUCAGUUUUACUUCUGAACGUUUGUUUCUCCUCUAAUAUCUUCACCGCUGCUCUUUUUAUCGUUCGAUCUCUAACCCUCCUUCACUCUCUCCUCAUUUUACCUCCUUUCCUUUCCUAACACUCGGCCUGCAGAUCACUGGAGAGGUGAGGAAGUUCCACAGUCUGGUGUGCAUGUUUUGACAUAACGCUCUUAAGUUCGUUGUUAUUUUGUUGUUAUUUCACUCGUGUCACAAUCAGUGCAUUCGUUUAUCUUUUGAUGUUUGAACGCCUUUCUCUGCUCUGCAGUUUGAACUCUGUGUGUAAUUCUAGUUUGUGGUUUUAAAUGUGGUGAUUUUGUUUCAUUAGUGACCGUCUCUGUGUGCGCUCUGCUGAGACUCAAAUCAAAGAUUUUUUUAUCUUAUUUCUGGUCAAUUUAAAACACAAUUACAUGUCAAAUCUGUAAAAAUGUCACAUUUAAAGAUAUCACACAUCAAAAUUAGAACUGAAUGGUUUGUAAUUGGUAAAAAUAAAUGCUGAUUUUUAUUGUGUUUUGCAGGAUUGAACAGGCUAAAAAACUGGAGAUGUUCUAAUAGUUUUUUUUGGUUAUUUUCUUAAUUAAUUAUCAGUCAAGUGCUUUUAAAACUGUUAAACUGUUAAUUCAAAACAUCUUGAGAAAAAUUAUUUUUACUAAAUAGAUAUUUUUUUACUCAUUACAGGUCAUUCAGUUCUCAUUUUUUAGGGUAAAAUCUUGAAAAAGGACAUUUUUUGGACUUAAAUUGACUUCAAUAAAACUUUUUUUUUUUUUACUAGAAAUAAGAUAAAAAACUUUCUAAGAUUUGAGAUUUAAGGACGCUCACCAGGGAGCUGAACAAAGAGACAUCAAACAAAUUAAAGAAAACACACAAUCACAAACCUCUAACACGAUCUGGGAACUGGUCGUUAAUUUUACUCGCUCUCUGUCGUCUCUCAGCGACGGAGACGAGAAGCGCACGGACAGCCAGCCGUCCCUGUGCGGGGAGAGUAAACUGGGCAGCGAUGACUCUCUGGCCGAAUACGGGGACAGCGUGGACAUCCAGUUCAACGAGGACGGCUCCUUCAUCGGCCAGUACAGCGGCAGGGGUCCUGUUCCCCAGGGCAACGAGAGCUCUGGCCCCGCCUCCCCUGUCAACGCGGUCCCUCCUCCUCCGAUCGCUCCCUCCAUGUCGAGCAUCCUGAACCGACCAAGCUAGACACACACACACACACCAAUAUAACAAAACACACACAUACACACACACACUGCCCAUCUGCAGCAAUGACACAAAGGGACAGACCACUCCUGACUCCACUGCCUGUAACACACACGUACACACACACACACACACACACACACACACACACACAAACACACGCAGUCUCAAUACAUUCCACAGGUUUAUGCAGAGCAGAUGUUUACAGGAUGUCCUACCUUUUCUACUGCAAGUUUACACACACACACACACACACACACACACACACACACACACACACACACACACACACACACACACACACACACACACACACACAGACACAGACACAGACACACACACACACACACACACACACAGACACACACACACACUGAUACACACGUGCAGAUCUCAUACCGCUUCACUCUUGGAGGAGAAGAGCAGAGGGAGGAGCUGCUCCAGCUGUUUGUGAAGGUGUCUGCGGGGGUUUCAUGGUUGGGGGUCUUUUAUUUAAAAUCAAACAGACUUUUCCUUCGUUAUCUUUCGCUCAUUAAAAGGUCCGAAGUGUUUGGAGUGUGACACUCCUGCAGAUGUUUGACCGUCAUCGGUCAUCUAAAAACCUGAUUUUCAUAAAGACAGUUGUGCGUUCACAAACAGCUGGAGCAGCCACGUCCAGGAGAGGAAGAUGAUGUGAUGAAGAGUGAGUCUUCCCUCCUAUAAUCCAGAACAAACACUAAAGUGUCAUUAACAUCUUUAAGGUCAUAUCCAUGUUUUUAUAACGUCAUUUACAUCCUCGUUCAUAUCUCACUUUUUUUUGUGCGUCGUCGUCGUCAAACGUCACUUUGUGUCUUUGUUUACACUGUUGUGAGCUUUUUAUCGGAGUUUGUGCGCAUGAGUCCCAGACUGAUUCAGCUAUUUAUUGGCGUGUGUGCGGCGGCUGUCAAACCUAAGAUGCAUGCCCCUCCCUGAGGCAUUGAACAGUAAUUCAGUUUAGCAUAUGAGUUUAAAGAGCGACUGUUACCUUCUGAGUGUGUGAGUGUGUGUGAGUGUGUGAGUGUGUGUGCGAUUGACCGUCUCUGCUCUUUAACCUGCAGCGACGGGAGAUUUGUUGCCUUAAAACGAGAGUCCAGUGGAGCCUUCUCUCCUCCCUCUUUCUGUCCAUCCGUCUGUUACUCAUCCAUUUCUCGUCUCACACGUUCCUCCUCCGUCGUCCAGAUCCUGUUCGCUCAGCAGGGAAAAAAAAAAAACAAGACCAGGAUGUUUCGCCGGCCCUGA
Molecule: messenger RNA, 22969 nt
Organism: Xyrichtys novacula (pearly razorfish)
Lineage: Eukaryota; Metazoa; Chordata; Actinopteri; Labriformes; Labridae
Source: the annotation of a GenBank genome assembly